Molecule: messenger RNA, 388 nt
Organism: Hyposmocoma kahamanoa
Lineage: Eukaryota; Metazoa; Arthropoda; Insecta; Lepidoptera; Cosmopterigidae
Gene: RpL30
Product: 60S ribosomal protein L30
Exons: 3
Coding region: 28-369 (113 amino acids)
Cellular component (GO): cytosolic large ribosomal subunit
Molecular function (GO): RNA binding; structural constituent of ribosome
Source: RefSeq, a predicted model, not a curated record
UCGUCGUCUGCCAAACGGCUUACCAUAAUGGUUGCUGCCAAGAAACAGAAAAAGACCAUCGAGUCUAUUAACUCGCGCCUGGCGCUGGUGAUGAAAUCCGGCAAAUACUGUUUGGGCUACAAACAGACCCUGAAGACCCUUCGCCAGGGCAAGGCCAAGCUGGUGAUCAUCGCCAAGAACGCUCCCCCGUUAAGGAAAUCCGAGAUUGAGUACUAUGCUCUGCUUGCAAAGACCGGAGUCCACCACUACAGUGGAAAUAACAUUGAGCUUGGCACUGCAUGUGGAAAGUACUACAGAGUAUGCACAUUGGCCAUCACAGACCCUGGUGACUCUGAUAUUAUCACGACGCUGCCCGAGGCACAGGCUUAAUUAAAUAAUAUAAGUUAAC